UUUACAGCAGGGUCUCCUCGCGUGAGCUCCGGCCCAGCGUACACCAGAGUUCCGAGACAAGUUCUGGUGGACAUAAGCUGGCUGACGUUCCCUCUGUCGGGUGACCACAGUUUCGUGGGUGACAGCGGCUUCCCGCCCGGCCAGUCCAGCUACAUCCCGAGUCCUGCCACCAAGAAGUACGACCUGAUCGGAGAGGAGGGGGCCGUGGUGGUGCCAGGAAGGGAACAGGACGGGAAACAAUCCGAAAAUCCACAAGUGCGGGAGGUUUUAAAGGACAACCCGGUGAUUGUGGAGGUUCCCUAUGGGGGGAUCAUGGAGGAAGCCACAGUAACACUGUCCCCCUACAUCCCCGCCACAGCCCCAGGUGGGGUUGGGGAUGGGCAGCCCGCCAAACUCAGGGUCUUCAGUGACAUCCUAGCUACAUAUGGCUACAUCAGGGACAACCCUGAGAAGGCCCUGCUGUACUUCAUCCUGGGGAUCUGCUCGGGGAUCCUCCUGCUUCUGUUCGGCCUCAUCUUCAAGCUGACGUGCUUCAGCGGCCAGGACCGGGCCCAGAAGGAGUCCUCGCAGGAGUUCAGCUCACAGGAGGAGGAGAAUUCCGAGGAGCCGGAGCUCGAGCACGACCACAGAACUGAGAGGAGACCGGAGGCCAUCGAGGUCGUGCGGUGGAACGGGCGCGAUUACACGAGACACAAUCACACGCUCAACCACUCGCAUCCGGGCAUGCACCACGAGUUGGACGAGCCACCAGGAACGCGGAGUUUAAACCGGUACUACCCGUAACGUCGCGCCGACGGCUCUACGUGUACGCUCGCGUUUCUUAGCUUGAUGUCAACGGAUCUUGCAGUCUUUGUUAUAUAGCAAGGGUAACAAACAAUCAUUGGUGCAAAAUGCUGAACGCCGUGACCUACAACUGUGAGUUGACAAAACGCCCCUAUUCUGGCAAUGGAACAGGCCAGAGCAGACUGCAUGACAUGCCGCCAUGGACCUUUCCACACCUCUGGAGGGGUGGGUAGGGUAGAUGUGGUGCAUCAUUCAAUGUGUUUAUAGUGCAAUGUAAAUAAAUGCCCAAAUGUGUACCAUAUUUAUUGUGAAAUGCACAUCAGAAUUAAAUGUUCUUACAGAUGACCUGAGCAUGUUACAAGGACCCAAAGCCAAGUUCUGGGUUGUCUCAUGGCCUGUUAUAUGCCAUAAACUGACUGGAUGGUUGGUGCCAGUGUCCAGGAAAAACCGACAAAGUCCCCAGGCAAAUGACAAAGUGAGAAAAUUAGGAGAAAAAAGAAAAUUAUGUUCAAUUGUGCCAUAUUGCAGUCAAGUAUGUUGCAACCGUCAAAAAAGCAAGUUGCUGUUGCAAAUAAAAGAAGAUGUUUCUACAGCUCCAUCUAGUGAAUGCCAAGAGAACUGCAGGGCCAAGAGAUGCAGACGUUACAGACGGAGUCAACACAAACAGGCAUCCGACCAAGUUCCCAACACUGUUGGUGUGUUUCGUCAACUUGUUCAUUGUGUGUGUCUUGGGGACAGCAGCAGCCUACAUGACUAGUCACACAGAAACAUGGCAGCCAAAACAACUGAGGAACUACAUAACAAAGACUGGACAAGAUAGAAAACUGUAUUAUUAUAUGACUUAUUGCAAAAUGCAGAGUUGUGACCAAAGACAAGACUAAGCUCUGUGAUAACCUCUUGACUGGGCAGUUUGUCGGUGUGGUUGACAGUUACGUCAGAAGAUCAUGUUUUAAAGCAAACUUACCGAAGAAUUAAAAGUAAAGUUUGAAAUUAAAAUUAAUCUGGCCUAGAAAGAUGGGUCAAUUUCUGGCUACCGUAUUACUUGUAGUACCAGUUUAAAUUUUGUUUGUACAGUAUGCUGCAUCCUUUUCAAGCAUACAUGAUACCAAAGUGAUAUCUAUGACAUUCUGAUGGACACCUGUCAACAACGCUUGCAGAACUGCUGAACCUGGUAGGCUGAUGCCCUACUCUGUGCCAAUACAUAUCUGUGAUGUACAUGUGCUGUAUCUGUGCAGUGUUCCUAAUGUUUGUAGAGUAUAUUAUCGUCCAUUCGUCUGGCCAAAACAACAAACACAACUAUAAACUGAACACAAUUGUCAAAACAAAGAAGGCCACAAAAAGUAUAGUUCGAAAAAUGUUAUUGACUCAUUCAUACAAUUCAGCCUUCUGCUACAAUGCUUUUUUUUCUACUCCAUGAACCAUAAGCACAACCCCAAUUGGCUUGAAAUGGUGAUUUGAAUUCUCUACAAAUACAUGUAUUUGGAAUAACUUCAGACGAGAAAGUUUACCCAAAGUAUACCCAAACUUCCAGGUAUGGUAGAAGAAAUCUUUGAAAAUCAUGACAAAAGUGUAAAUUGGUCUUCCAUGACAAGUGAUCUAUUUUCUUGUAUUUAUUUGACUUACGGGGAAGGUUCCCAGUGUAUGUAAAUUAACAUACAUGUUCUACAGACCACCAUAAACUGUGGGGCAUGUACUUAUUAUUAUUGUAACAUUAAUACGAUGUUGUAUAAAAGACUCAAGUUCUUGCAGUCCUUGUGACAAAAAUUAUAGUGAAAAGAUAAAAAUGAUACCUAUGAAUGUUGUAAAGUGAAAGUAUAUUAUGUAUGAUGUUACUGCAAGAGUUUUUUAUUCACCCAAGGAAAGCAAAGUUUUAUAAUGUCUGCUCCUGUCUGUACUAUUUGUAGAUUUUCUAACAUGUUAGUGAAAAGUUUUUAGUGUUAACAGAUUUGAUGUUGUGAUGACUCUAUGCCACAGUGGAUACAGGGAAAGAACAUGUCAAAAAGUUGUACUUCAUAUCAGCAAGGAGGCUUCAGUAAGCUAUUGAAACCUCCUUGAUAUCAGUAAAACAUGUGUAAGUUACUGGCAAUCGUUGGUGUCAACUGUAGCUUUUGAUGACAUAAGAAAGAUGUACAUGUAGCAAUUUGUCUCCAUUUGCUUUACAAGAAAUGCUCUACAUUUGUUAGAUUGGAAGCAACUUUACGUCACUUAAUGUAGGAGUAUAUGAGAGAAGGGACCAUGAACAAUGACAUUGUGAUGAUAGACAGUGCUGUACCUUUUUUCUUCCCACUUUAUUAGCCAUUGCUAACACGUCCACAAUAAGUUGAGUGGUGUAUGUACACGUAGAGUUUCUCUUCCAGCUGAAAACAUAGCCAGUUUUUGACACAGCCCCCUCUCUGACAUUCAGCGUAAAAUUUUUAACUUUGUGCAUCAAUUAAUUUCUUGUACUGUACACUACCAUUUGUCAUAAAGAGGUUGGAAGCCAGAUACAUACACUGUAGCCACUACAUGUAGUUAGCCGUAAAGCAGUACCAGUUAUAAUAUAUACCCAACAUUCUCCUUUGCACAACAGACUCAACAACUGCCUCAAGACUACAGUACUAGACUAUACCUCAUCAUUUCAUCCUUCUUUUAUAUUAUUGACAAAAGUUGUCAACUUGUCCGUAUAAAAUUUAUUUCUGUCCUACCAUGGAGCUAUAGUUCAUCCUUGAGUAGCAACAAAACUGAUAAAUUCUUGUUUCUGAUCUGUUACUGCCCCCUGGUACAGCUCAACAGUACUGCACUUGCCAUGAUACAGCUGCUGAACCAGUAUUACACACAGUUUUCAGUUAAAAUUUUCCUAGCAUAAUUUUGUCAAUAAAACAUCAGAGACCAAAACAACACAACUUGGAAACUACAUUAUCAAGAGCUAUUCAUUCGCCAACAACAACUACAGUAAAUGUACUAUCGGUAUAGCAUUG
This is a messenger RNA of Branchiostoma belcheri (Belcher's lancelet), 3740 nucleotides long. Its product is annotated as protein eva-1 homolog A-like. The record is from RefSeq and is a predicted model, not a curated record. The coding region runs from base 313 to 783 and encodes 156 amino acids. Lineage: Eukaryota; Metazoa; Chordata; Leptocardii; Amphioxiformes; Branchiostomatidae. The transcript is spliced from 4 exons.